Molecule: messenger RNA, 772 nt
Organism: Mycena citricolor
Lineage: Eukaryota; Fungi; Basidiomycota; Agaricomycetes; Agaricales; Mycenaceae
Source: the annotation of a GenBank genome assembly
AUGCGUGCAGAACCUGCCGCCUUUGACUGUGCUCGCAAUCUUUUCCUUUUUCCGCCUUGCUUUAUUCCACCUUACCUCCCCGCUUCGGUCCUGAAACUCUACGGCUCACCGGAGGCCGGCGGUGCGACUCAGACUGCGCUCAUCGCUCUCCUCGAGAAGCACGUCUCGUUCGAAUUCUCUAUACAGCCGUUCAAGCCGUUCCCGGCCAUCGAAAGCCACUCCUCUAGCGCCUGCAGGUCCCGCUUCUUGAAUCCGCAGGGCGACGAUCGCUUCAUUCGGUAUGAGUCCAGGGCCAUCUGCCGAUACCUCGAGCACAAUUACCCAGACCAAGGAACGGGGCUGGAACCCGCGCGGUCUCUCUACGAGCAGGCGUUGACAGUCGAGGCAUUCAACUUCCACCCGCACGCACACUGGGUAAGGCGAGGCCUUAACAGCGAUGAACGCUUCAUCCGCGAGGCGCUCAAGAGGCUUUCCGAGAUAUUGGAUGUAUGCAACCAAGUAUUGGCAAAGACGCGGUACCUUGCGGGAGACGAAUUCACGCUUGCCGAUCUGUUCCAUAUUGCCUUUGGCGGCACUUUGAUUCGAGCCGGGCAUGACAUAAUGACUUGCAGGUGCAGCCAAACGUUGUUCGGUUCGUGGUGGAAUGACAUCCAGUCCAGGUCGUCCGUGCGCCGGUUCCCAGAAGCGGGUUUGUUCACCAGCGUAGCCUCGUACCGCUUAUGACGAAUGAUCUCGAGAGCAGCAAUUUUCAAUUUCGACAGAUUGUGUGUUG